Molecule: messenger RNA, 2653 nt
Organism: Drosophila albomicans
Lineage: Eukaryota; Metazoa; Arthropoda; Insecta; Diptera; Drosophilidae
Gene: Baldspot
Product: elongation of very long chain fatty acids protein 6
Exons: 4
Coding region: 436-1392 (318 amino acids)
Biological process (GO): sphingolipid biosynthetic process; fatty acid elongation, saturated fatty acid; fatty acid elongation, monounsaturated fatty acid
Cellular component (GO): endoplasmic reticulum membrane
Molecular function (GO): fatty acid elongase activity
Source: RefSeq, a predicted model, not a curated record
CACCGAACGAGUUGGGCGUGCGUCGGUAUUGGUGCUCGCUGCUUUUUCUAAUUUGUUUAAAUAAAAACUUAAAUACACAGCGCAGCGAGACAGGUGCGCUCAGUGGUUCGCCGGCUGCUCAAAGAGAGAGUUGUCAUUGCGGAGAAGAAAAAACCCGAAACGUCCAAAUCAAUCGAAAUCGUAGCGCGUGCGUUAAGUCGCUGGGCAGAGCAUAUUACAACAAAAAAAAGCAACAACAACAAAAAGUAAAUGUACAUCAGUUAAAGAAAAAGCAUUUAGCCAAUAUAUUAAACAUAUAUUAACUGUGCGUUAUUUGUCGAAUAAAUUAGAGAGUGUUCGUCGUCGUCGUGUCGCAUUAUCAGACGCCCCAGCAACAAAAGGUUUUUAAGGCUCAUCCCUACGCUACGCUUAGAAAAUAAAUAAACAGGCUGCACAAUGAUCAACAUGGACAUCAGUGUGACGCCCAACUAUUCGUAUAUCUUUGAUUUCGAAAAUGAUUUCAUACAUCAGCGCACACGCAAAUGGAUGCUGGAGAAUUGGACUUGGGUCUUUUACUAUUGCGGCAUUUACAUGCUUGUCAUAUUCGGUGGUCAGCAUUUUAUGCAAAAUCGGCCGAGAUUUCAACUGCGAGGUCCGCUGAUCAUCUGGAACACACUGUUGGCGAUGUUCAGCAUAAUGGGAGCCGCUCGCACGGCGCCCGAGCUGUUGCACGUGCUGCGUCACUAUGGACUUUUCCACUCUGUCUGUGUGCCCAGCUAUAUUGAACAAGAUCGCGUGUGCGGUUUCUGGACCUGGCUCUUUGUGCUCAGCAAAUUGCCGGAAUUGGGCGAUACGAUAUUCAUCGUGUUGCGCAAACAGCCGCUGAUCUUCCUGCAUUGGUAUCAUCACAUCACAGUGCUGAUCUAUUCGUGGUUCAGCUACACAGAAUACACCAGCUCGGCCCGUUGGUUCAUCGUGAUGAACUAUUGCGUACAUUCGGUGAUGUACAGCUAUUAUGCAUUGAAGGCGGCACGCUUCAAUCCACCGCGAUUCAUUUCGAUGAUCAUCACGUCACUGCAGCUGACGCAAAUGAUAAUUGGCUGUGCGAUCAAUGUGUGGGCCAACGGAUUCCUCAAGACACACGGCACACAAUCGUGCAACAUAUCGCAGCGCAACAUCAAUCUGUCCAUUGCGAUGUACUUCAGUUAUUUCGUGCUAUUUGCGCGCUUCUUCUACAAGGCGUACCUGUCGCCCGGUGGCCACAAAAGCCGCCGCAUGGCCGCCUCGUUGGCUGCCCAAAAUACCGCCAAGCUCUCCUCCAGCCCGCCCCCAACCACAGCUGCCGAAUCGCAUUCCAAAUAUGUUGGUGACGAUGCCCAGAAUGCGUAUCUGCGCAAGGCCAAGGCGCAGUAAACUUGCAACAAGAGAAUGAUGAUGAUGAAGAAGGACGAACAACCGCAACUAACUACUACAAUUACUUCUUCUCCUCCUCGUCGUCCUACUCCCCCCUCACACUCACUCACUCACUUCUACACUACAAGAACAACAAACUGGCAAACGCCCCUCACAUCAUUCGCCUCCUUUUACUCACCUAACACUCUACGAAAAAGGCUAAGGACAUUUAUUUAUGCAGUACCCCAGGUGUAAAAGUUGUUUUUUAAUUUUAAACGGGCUCCACACACACACACACAUACACAGAUCAGGAGCAGAGCGACGCACACGAGAAAGGAAAGGAGAGGAAGAGAGAGGGGCGUUUGAAAGAAUGAAAUUUAAUUAUAAGCAUAGAGUUUUACCAGGCGGCUGGCUUAUACCACAUACCAAUAAACCAUAUAAAUAUAUGUAUCUAGCUAGAGAUAUAUAAUUAUGUUUAUACAAUGUCAUGUAUAUAUAAUAAUGAAAAAUCGUAAUUUGUCAGCAAAAACCACGUUUUGUAAAAAAGUUAGCAGUGGAUAAUGAUCAACUUUUCGAAUGCUUGUUGUCACACUCCUCUCCCCCAACUAUAUAUUAUAUUAUAACAUAUCUAUCUUAUAUAGUUGAGGCGCUACUGGAUUAGCCCCCAAAACAAAACAAAAGAGUCAAAUAAUACAACAUAAUUUUAUUAAUUUCUGAAUUUCGUUUUGUUAAUUUGAAAACAUAUAUUUUUUGUUGGGCCAUGAAUACGUAUGUUAUAUGCCUUUACUACAUGAAGAUAUAUAUAUAUAUGUAUCUCUCUAUAGCUAUUAUUGUGUUGGAACCUAGCAAAAAGUAAAUUUUUGUAGCUGGAUUCGUAACGUAAUUCUUUAAGUCUUGAGAUGAUGUAUUUAAAUAACCAGCAUGAUAAAAGCAAAAAACAGCAAGAAAGCCGAAAAAACAAAAAACGAAUAUGCUAUAAGUUUAGUACUUUCCAAAACUUCUUGUUGUUCAACAUGAUUCAAGCGCAAAUUGUUAUAUGUAAAGUAAUCAAUUGUAUACAAUAUUUAAUUUAAAUAACCCACGUAGCCAGAAGAGAGAUGGAAAAGAUGUCAAAGAAUAAGAAGGUGCAGGGGCAUGCAUUUAGUUUCCUUUUGUUUCGAAAACUUUUCUUCGAAAUCGAAAGUUUCUACACCGCAAGCAAGCAGGAAAGAAGCAAAGAUUAGGUCCUUGAAACAAAUACAAAAAAAAAACAACAACAAAAAUAAAAGAAAAACAAAAUAAA